This is a messenger RNA of Colletotrichum higginsianum IMI 349063, 1416 nucleotides long. RefSeq names its product Phosphatidylinositol-specific phospholipase C. Gene Ontology annotation, molecular function: phosphoric diester hydrolase activity. The transcript has a single exon. Gene Ontology annotation, biological process: lipid metabolic process. The coding region runs from base 1 to 1416 and encodes 471 amino acids. NCBI's taxonomy places the organism in Eukaryota, Fungi, Ascomycota, Sordariomycetes, Glomerellales, Glomerellaceae. The record is from RefSeq and is a predicted model, not a curated record.
AUGACCAACUUCACGAUCCGCAAUCUCACGGCGCUACACGUCACCCUCAGACAUGUCGAGCGCUUCGAGGGCGAGAGAAAACGCACCGGGGACGUACUGGGCAACACCUUCGGCACCAUCAACUCUUUCAUCAACGCGACGAACUUCACCACGAGGGAGACCCAUGCAAAGGGAGAUGCACACCAGAGUGACGAUGUCGAUGUACACAUUGAACCGUUUACCGUGAACGCCACGGAAAUUGGCGCGCCGGACCCCGCCAACCACGAUGUCGUCCGCCUACAGUUUGAGAUCGAAGGACACCGGUACGAGGUCGACGCACCGAGCCCCUCCAAUCGCUCCUCCGUCAUGAAGAAGCUCGACGAUGCGCCCCUCGAGCUGACGACCGUCUACGUGCCCAAUGGCACAUUCCUAGCCAUCAUGUCCUCAGCGAACCUCAAUGCCUGGAUGCACGAGCUGCGCGACGAAUACCCGCUGCCCCUCCUCUCCAUCCCGGGCACCCACAACUCGCCGACAUGCCACACGGCACUGCCUUCGGUGCGCUGCCAGGCCGUCGGCGUCCGCGAGCAGCUCGACAACGGCGUGCGCUUCCUCGAUAUCCGCGUCUCCGUCGCCACGGAUAACGAUGACCUCACCCUCGUCCACUCCGCCUUCCCCAUCUCCCUGACCGGCAACAAAUACUUCGCAGACAUGCUCGCCGACAUCUACGCCUACCUCGACGCGAACCCCUCGGAGACCGUUCUCAUGUCAGUCAAACGCGAAGGUACCGGCAAAGGCACUGAUGAGCAGCUGAGCCACUACCUGCGCGACCGCUACGUCGGCCGCGACGCCCAUCGCUGGUUCGUUGAGCCGCGUAUCCCUCGCCUCGGCGACUGCCGUGGCCGCAUCGUACUGAUCCGUCGCUUCGGCCUUGACGAGCCCCUGCGCGGCGAGCAUGACGGCAAGGGUUGGGCCAUCGACGCCCAGCACUGGCCCGACAACUGCGAGGACGGCACCGUCGGCGGCGGGCUCCUCCGCGUCCAGGACUUUUACGAGAUCGACCAGUCCACCAAUAUUGAGAAGAAGAUCAACUUCUCUCACGGCCAGCUCGAGCGUGCCGCUGAGCAGCUCUUCCACCUCCCCGACAUGCCUGACUUCAACGCUGACGCUCCGCCCAACCCAUUCUUCAUCAACUUUCUGACUGCGAGCAACUUCUUCAACGCGACCUGCUGGCCGGAGCGAAUCGCCGCCAAGGUGAAUCCCGCCGUGAUCGAGUAUCUGUGCAUGAGGCACGGCGAGCCGGGCAAGGGGCCCCAUCAACUAAAUGUCGGCGAUGCGGCAACGGGUGUCAUUGUUACAGAUUGGGUUGGCGCGCACGGCGAUUGGGAUCUGAUCAGGUGCAUUGUCGGUAUGAACGCCCGCUUGCAGCUCAAGCACUAG